Lotus japonicus is the source of this 765-nucleotide messenger RNA. RefSeq lists its product as uncharacterized. The transcript has 2 exons. Bases 1 to 765 code for a protein of 254 amino acids. NCBI's taxonomy places the organism in Eukaryota, Viridiplantae, Streptophyta, Magnoliopsida, Fabales, Fabaceae. The record is from RefSeq and is a predicted model, not a curated record.
AUGGGAGAUAAGACUAGCUUCUGGUUAGAGGACUGGACUGGUUUAGGCCGUCUUGAGGGUCGCUUUCACAGGAUGUAUAAUUUGUCUAGGAAUAAGUAUGCUGCUAUACAUGAGAUUGGUGAGUGGCGGGGUGGGGAGUGGACAUGGAGGCUGAAGUGGCGGCGGGAGUUGAAAGGGAGGGAGGAAUUGUGGUGGCAGGAAUUGCUUCAGGCAGAGGAGGUGGAGUUGGAUCCUGGGGUUGAUUUCAGGUUAAUUUGGGCUAGCCUAGCUCCGUCUAAUGUGAAAGCGUUUGUCUGGCGUCUGAUGCUCAACCGUGUUCAAACAAAGACCAAUCUGCGGCGGCGCCAUGCCAUUCGCGAUGAUCAGAGUUUGGCUUGUGCAUUCUGUCAGCAUCAGGAUGAAACGAGCGACCAUUUAUUUUGUUCUUGUGCGGUUUCUAUGGAGACUUGGCGCGCGGUGCUUCGCUGGUUUGGAGUGUCCACCGCUUUACCAGCGCGGGUGAAGGCCUUGUUCGUCCAAUUCCCAGUGUUUGGUCGGGGCAAUUCCCAGAAAGUUGCGUUGGUGACAGUUUGGAUGGCAACUUGUUGGUCUCUCUGGUUGUUCCGUAACUGUAUAAUCUUUGAUCAUGGAGCACUGGAUGCGGGUCAGGUUUUGGACUUGAUUCAGGUUCGUACUUGGCACUGGAUAAAGGCGAAACAGGUGAAUUUCCGGAAUUCGUUAUAUGAAUGGAAGAUGUGCCCGAUGGCUUGUUUGGAGUCUUUGUGA